Messenger RNA from Colletotrichum abscissum, 933 nucleotides. RefSeq lists its product as uncharacterized. The coding region runs from base 1 to 933 and encodes 310 amino acids. Lineage: Eukaryota; Fungi; Ascomycota; Sordariomycetes; Glomerellales; Glomerellaceae. The transcript has a single exon. The record is from RefSeq and is a predicted model, not a curated record.
AUGAGCUUCUUCGCCACCAGCUACAGCAACAGCGACAGCGGCCACGUAUCCCAGGUGAAGCUCCAGAUGGCGCAGGAGCUGGAGAAGCUUUUCAAGUCUUCAAGCUGGGACGAAGCUCUAGCAAUUGUAGGAGAGUCUCAGAGUCUCCAGAGCAUGGGGUUCCAGGGGUGGAUGUCGGAUCUUAUCAGACAUCAGAUGCUGAAGGAGACCAUGGAACGUUUGUCGGAUUCUGAGAUGCACAACCGUCUGCUUGCUCACGCUCGCGAGGAAAUGACCGGAGUCUGGCAAGGCUGGAGAGCGCAGGAUCUAACACAGCAAAAGUUGGUCGAUGUCUACAAAACGGCUGUCGGGAAGGCACGGGAACAGCCAAAGCUGCGGAAUAGCGUUCGCUUCACCAUUGACCGGUCGAUCGCACUGCAAUUGCGGUUGUCUGACGAAGAGGACUCGCAUCCUACCAACAUCAUCUUGCUCGCAGCAUCCCCUCUUGAACGCAAGGAGAUGGAAUCGCUCAAAAAGCGUUUGAAAGCUGUCAAAAGCGGUGGCUCCGAGUUUUCUAUCCAGGUAGUCCUCUUCGAGGGCAAUCCGUCGCCCGACGUGAUGAAGUAUCAUCACCAGCUAGAUGAUCAUCAAUCGGGCGACAGAGACAUAUACAGCGCUAUAUCCUUCAACGAGGUCAGGGUCCUUAGCGAGGGCUUCAGUCCGCUUGCUCUGAUGAAGAUUCUGAACGGACACUCCAGAGCAUUCACUCAAAUGAGGCUCAGCGAGGACCAAAAGUACGGCAGCCACGCAGGUGGUCCAUUCAAACUACCAACAGUGCCCGAAGUACAGACAGCUCUCGGACUUGCAACAACCCAUCCCGACAAUGGGAUUCUCGUAUUCAGCGAUCCUCAGUCCGCGGUCGAAUUGAAGGAUGCUGGCGACGGAAAGGUUUAG